Messenger RNA from Dreissena polymorpha, 8718 nucleotides. RefSeq names its product integrin alpha-6-like. The transcript is spliced from 26 exons. Lineage: Eukaryota; Metazoa; Mollusca; Bivalvia; Myida; Dreissenidae. Gene Ontology annotation, biological process: cell adhesion mediated by integrin; cell-matrix adhesion; integrin-mediated signaling pathway. Gene Ontology annotation, molecular function: integrin binding. The record is from RefSeq and is a predicted model, not a curated record. Gene Ontology annotation, cellular component: integrin complex; external side of plasma membrane. Bases 236 to 3778 code for a protein of 1180 amino acids.
UCGCACAAACACAUGAGACAAGACAAGCGAACACGAUAAUCUGUGUCUUGUUCAAUGAAAGUGUGACACGGAAAGAAUUUCAUUCCUCAAACAUGGAAUAACUAGUUCACGUGUGUUAUUCUGAAGGUCUGGAUAUACAUUUAUGGAAUACCUUCGACUAAAGAGUGUGUUGUUACCUUGUGUUAAAUUUUAACACCUUUCUGUACAGGUGUGCGAUUAAUUGUCACAUAAAACAAUGUCAAAUCUAUUCAUGGCGGGUUCUUCAGAGACGUUGUUAGUACACACCUGUGUAAUAACGUGUUUAGUGAUAGUUAGUGCAUUUAAUUUAGACACUACCAUUCCAGUUAUAAAACAGGGCCCACCUAAUAGCUAUUUCGGAUUCUCAGUUGCUCAACAUAAAGAAGUGAGGAAAAUUAAUCCCGAACAAUUGUCAAAUGAAGUAAUUGGAAAUUAUAUACUAGUUGGUGCACCAAAGUUAAAUAUUGCAACUUCUAAAGAGAACAGCACAGGUGGCAUAUACAGAUGCAAUGCCCUCUCCUCUAAGAAGGAUGAUUGUGAAAUUCUGCUGAAGGAUCAAUAUGGUCCUGGUUCCAAAGGUGACCCAGGGCGACAUGACCAGUGGCUGGGUGUGGUUGUACGCAGUGGAGGCCUUGGAAAAGGUGUCGUGGCUUGUGCCCACAGAUACAAGGAAAUCAAGGAGACCUCAGACAGCACUAACAACAUCUACGGGCUGGGAAUGUGUUACCAGAUGACCCAGGACCUGGCCCUCAAUAUUGACUUGGGCAUUGGCAACAUCUUCACGCCGUGCAGCGGGUACUCCAAGGUCAAGGAGCAUGAGGAGUAUGCGUUCUGUCAGUCUGGGAUCUCUGCCUACAUAACCGAGAAUGAGCGGCUGAUAAUGGGUGCCCCUGGUCCCAUCAACUGGAUCGGCAUGAUCAACGAGAUUGACAUCGCCCCAAAGUUCAGCAUCAAGAGAAUGUACCGAUCCCCGACAACUAUGGCUGAUCCCUUACCUGGGCCAGUCUCUUUAAACUCUUAUCUCGGCUACUCAUCUGUGGGUGGCAAGUUUGACAACACAGAGCGUAUGUACUACGUGGCGGGGGCACCCCACAGUCUGGGGUAUGGGCAGGUGGUGUUCUUCACGGAGAUGUCCACGGGUAACAUCCUCAGCUACGAGACCUCUCAAAUACUCACGGGUGGCCUUCCAUUCUCAGGGUUCGGGCACGAGCUGAUGGCCGUGGACGUGAACAAUGAUGGAUAUGAUGAUCUCAUUGUUGGCUGCCCCUUCUACUAUGUAGAAGAGAAGGACAGCAUCAAGAUAGGAGGGGCCAUCUACAUUUAUUCAGGACAUGCUGAUAUGAUCACAAACAUGACCAAGCCUCACGUCAUCACAGGUCGCUCUACAAAUCGGGAGGACUGUGAAAAGCUGCAGUGUAGGCACGCACGCUUUGGCUUCAGUCUGGCCAAGGCUGGUGACCUCAAUAUGGAUGGUUACCAAGAUUUUGCGGUUGGUGCCCCAUUUGAAGGCCGAGGGGCAGUGUACAUCUACCAUGGGUCAGCUAAAGGGGUCCAGGAACCUUUCUCUCAGAGGAUUUUUGCUGAAGAUCUAGCAACAGCCACUGGUUGGACAGCGUUUGGCUACUCGCUAUCAGGUGGCAUGGACCUGGAUGAUAACACGUACCCUGAUCUAUUGGUGGGAAGCUAUAGUGAUAACAAGGUGGCAUUGCUCCGGACCCGCCCAAUCGUUAAACUGCAUUCCAAGAUCAAUGUGACCCCGGACCGCCUCAACAUGAGCCACUCGGCCCAGCGCAAGUGUAUCAUAGACCAGCUCAAGUACUACUGCGUGGAGAUUCAACUUUGUCUCAGAUACACUGCAGAGCCUGUUGAAAGGUUUGAUGAGCCUGUGGAUAUAAUCUACACCAUAACUGCCGAGCCAACACGGUUCAACUCUCGCGUGGAUUUCUACGACACAAAACACGGGUACUCCCAAGUGGUAGAGGAUACAUUGACGCUCAAGUCUCAAAAAGAAACUGGUGGGUUGGACGCUGUGAAUCCGCAGUACAAAUGCACAACGAAAACAGCUUACCUUAAGGAGCAGAUCACGGAUGUGCUCACUGCCCUGACGUUCGGUAUCAGCUACCGUCUGCCCGAGCGUACUGCCCCUGCCUCCACCCCCGCCCCAGGGGCCCUACCUGACAUCAAUGAGUUCCCAAUACUUGACGCAGGGCUUACAGAGUCUGAAACCAUGAUCUUCACUGAAGUGGAGUUUGUCAAGAAGUGUGGUGAUGACAACAUCUGUAACAGUAACCUCAACAUGAAGGUGGAUCUGCAAGAUUUAUCCAAGACCCAGUCAGGCAUGCCUGUGCUGGAGAUAGGAGCCACGGACCAGCUCAAGGUGCAUGUGGACGUAGAGAACAAGGGAGAGAUUGCCUACCAGACUGCCUUCUUUCUCACCAAGCCUAGCUCACUGAUCUGGCAGCAGUCCGAACCGCGAGAUAUCGGCUGUGUCCAGAUCAACACAACUAUGAUUGAGUGCAAGGACAUUGGCAGCAAGGAGAUAGGGAAGCCUCUGAAGGCAGGGGAGAGCACCCAGUUCCUGCUCUACUUCCAGAUCAACAACACGGCCAUCUCCUCCGUGAGGCUGAUAGAGCUAACCGCUUGGGUGAACACGACAAGUGAGGAGCUGACACCUACCAAUGACAGAAUCACCAUCCCAGUGACAGUGUUCAUCAACGCAGACAUCCAAGUCAGUGGACAGAGUGAGCCCGACAGUGCUAUCCCUUACUCUGGCAAUGUGCGAGGGGAGAGUGCAAUGACCAAUGAGAGGAUGAUAGGGCCUGGGGUCAACCACACUUUCACGGUGUACAACAAUGGCCCCGGUGUGGUGGAGUCCUCAGAGAUCACCAUCUACUGGCCGUAUGAGGUCCAGAGCACCUACCCCCAUGGCAAGCACCUCCUCUACCUCAUGCAGCCACCGCAGGUUCUUGCUGGAGGAGAUGCCACCUGUUAUGACCAGCCUGAGAUAGUGAAUGUAGUAGGGAUUAAUGAGGAUUUUUUAUCAAACACUGUGCCGCGAACGUUUGCCUCUGAAGGUGUAGAGAACUCUGGACCGGAUUACACGGUUGCCAAUGGACGAAGACGCCGGUCAGCCACAGCAGGUGCCCGUUACCGUAGAGAUGAGAAUGAAGCAGAUAAGACACCCCUGCAGAUAAGAGAAGACGGACCAGCCCUGGGGGAGGCCAGGGAUAAGAAAAACAUAGCACACCUGGAUUGUGACAGUAAGACAGCAAAGUGUUACGAGAUACGGUGUAAGAUCGGAGUGCUGUCCCCUGACCAGAAUGUCAAGAUUAGGAUCAGGUCGAGGCUAUGGGAGAGCACUCUUCUACAGGACUAUCGUUUGGUGGAUGCAGUCCAUAUCCGGUCUAAAGGCAAGAUACACAUCCGUCCUGAGCUCAAUGUGCUACAGAGCAACACCAAAAAUGAUGUGGGAUACGCUGUGACGGUAGCCAUCCCCAGUAUCCAGAUAGUACAGGAGAAGCCCCUGGCCUGGUGGAUAUAUGCCCUAGCCAUCUUGGGAGGUAUUGUACUGCUGGUCCUGCUAGCGGUAUGCCUCUGGAAGUGUGGAUUCUUCAAGAGGAAACGCUAUGAUGAAGUGAACACGUACAAUGUGAAAGUGGAGAAGAAGAAGGAUAUCAGCAACCCCACGUACAGCACUUCCAAGAUGGAGGUGCAGCGAGACAUCAUGUACGAUGAAAACGAAUCUUUUUUGAAACGUUGAUGAUAUUUAGAAGUUUUGUCAAAUGAGUUCGCUGUCUUGUUGUAUCAAGACGAAAAUAGCUGUAAAUCAGUGCAACCGAUUACAACUCCCAUACGCUUUUAAACACAUGUAGUUUCUUACAAAAUCAAAUUAAAUUUGAGACCUUUCCUAGGCAAGGAAAGUUUAAAAGCCUUUACUUCCAACCUGUAGAUACUUAUAAGGAGCAGCAAACAGCAUAAAACGUGUACAGUACCUUGCAGGCUGUUCUGGUUUCAUGCUGGUCGCAUAAAGCCAUUUUCAAUAUGCUUCUGAAAUGGAGAGGGUACACAUUUAAUCAGCUUAUACCAUAGAUUAGUUCUAUUUUUUUUAGCAUAUAAAAGUCGGGCUGUUUUUAAAGCUUUAUGGUUGCACUUGUGUACUAUUCUUCUUUUAUAUUCUCAUAUAAGGACGAUAUGACAUACGUUGGUGCCAAGGUUAAAUUUCAUAACAGUCUGUAACACAAUUUUCUGUUUUAAAGAAAUGCUCAUCAUUCUUUGAACACAUUUUAAAAGUUAUAGAUGAUUACACAUUCAAUUUUCAAGGCCAUAUUUCACAGGGGCUGAGCUUACUGCGUGAAUAUAACAUAUUCAAAUGUAUUAUACAUAUUAUGUUCGUUUUGAUAUAAACAAACAAACUUUGCUCCAAUACUUUUCCGAUCUCUGUUUAGGUAACAAACGCCUGUCUGUCCUUGACCGCAUAAUACUGUGCCUUAUAAUAAAAAAAAGGAUUUUUUUCAUUGUAUGCUUUGAUUUUCUUGUUGUGUUGCAUUGUUGCAGGUUACUUUAUGGAAUGUCUGUCUUUGCUUUGAGUGUGAAAAUUAUGUAAUUAUCUUUGAAUGAUUUAUGCUUGUAUUAUUUAAUUAACAUCCAUUUUUUCUAAUGCGUAAUAGUACAAUUUGCCUACCGGGUAAUUACUUUUAUUGUAAUUUAACAUUAAGUUUAAGAAAUUGAAACUUAAAAUUAAUGUACAUAAGUAUGAUAUUCUUAUUUAUUUACUAGUCAUUGAAGUAGCAGGAUAUUAACCCAUUUAUGCUUAGUGUCUAGAAAAAAGGCCAUGGCAAACAGUGUAGACCCAGAUGAGACGCCGCAUGAUGCUUAAAGGAAUUUCUGUACGAAAUAUGCUAAAUAUAAAAAUAAAUAUACUAGACGUCCCUAUUUUUUGGAAUAAAUUGUUCCAAUUUAGAAGGAUGAAAGAGCACACUAGGCAUAAAUGGGUUAAGGGUGGGGAAUUCUUGUACAUUUUUUAUUUCAUCAAGGUAUUUUAUGUUAAAUGUUUUUUUACUCCCGAAUAAAAAUUUAAACACAUCAAGGGACGUUUAUUUUGUAAUCCAUUUGACAUAACUCUUGACAAGUAUAGGUUACUGUAUUAUAAGCAAGUUGGUCUGAAUCAUUGAAUUGUAAUAUUCAUAAUGUUGGUGGAAUAUUGUAAUAUAAUGGUUAAAAACCCAGUGCUGCCUUUUGUUAACAUUCCAGGUCAUAUUGUAUCUAUAUAAUUAGAUAUCAUAAUAAUUGAAUAGUUUAUUCAUAAUCGUUUAUUAAACAAACAUCACAGAAAAUUGCUUUAUUCUGUCAAACAUAACAAUGGUAACCUGUGAGUGGUAUACAAUGUGUACACUUUUUUAUUUUAAACUAUAAUAAUAAUCACAACACCAUCAUUAUAUUUUUCUUGGUUUUAUUUCAUUAAGUUUCAUCACCAUCAUGAAUUGUAACCUUAAAAACACAAAACCAAAAUAUUUAUUAUGUAUACUUGUAUUUGAAGCCAUAUGAAUUCACUAUAGUUGUAAUUGUUUACAUGAACUUCAUUUUUCAAUAUUGGAGAAUAUUAUCACGUCUUUUGCUGUUUUUCCCUUACACUAUAUAUGGUGUAAUCCAGCAUUCCGUACAUAAUAUAAUAUUACAUGUAUUAGAAAACAAACUUUCAUUUGUAAAUAGUUAUCAGUGUUUGAGCAAAUUUGUCCAUAUUGCUGUUAUGUGAUGAUAAGUAUUAUACAAAUGCACACAAGAUAAAAAUGUAAACAGAAGAAAACUACAUGUGUUCUUACACCUUGUAGUAUAUGCCUAAUUAUAGGACACUUCAAAUAUGUUGUUAUUAUAUGACAGUAGACAAGUAUAGAUCGUUCAACAUCGAGUCAUUUUGUUGAGCAUGAUUCAAUUCAUCAUGUUUCCCAUGUUUGGUUCAUCAUUAUUAUAGGGCCUGAAUAAUGCGAAAAUUAAUAUUAAUGCAAUAUUCAGCAAGCAUGGCACCAUUCAGCCUGCGCAUUUGAACAGUCUCUUCAGGGGCUACGCAGCUUGCUGUUAGUGACACUGCAAGACCUUGAACUACCUUAUUGCGGACAUGGUAGCCCCUGAACAGACUGCGCAUGAUACACUGGCUGAAUAUUGCAUCUUACCUAUUUUCUGGUGCGGCAGGUCAUGUCAUGUUCAUAAUAAGAAUACUAGAGUAGGAAAACUAGAAAGUAGCUCCAUAGUGUUACAGACUGAUAUGACUUCAAUUACUAUUUAAAGGGACCAUUUCUGUAUCAAAAUGAUGAUUAAAUUUAAAAAAAGUCAUACAUUUUUGUGAUUGAUUAUUUGGAAAAUAUGUGUUUUAGAAACAUAAAAAAAAUUCAGUUUAGUUCUCAAACGUGAAUGGUCCAGUGGUUGCAUUUUAGAUUUUUCACCCAAAGGACCUGGCAUGGAAACCUGGUGAAGGGGAAACUUUUUCUUAACAUUUUUCAUUUAAGUAAUUAUUUUAUGUAGUGAUAUUGUGUAAGUAAAUAUGUUGAAUGGCAUAGUUUAAAGAAAGUAAACAAGUCUUUGUGACAUGUUAAAAGUCUACAUAUUAAGCCUUCCAUAUAAUAUGGUGGCCAAGAUUUUGUAACAGUAGAUACGAGACUUUAAAGUGCCAUUCCUGGUGUAAAUAUAAUUCAUUUUGCAAAGGGAACACAGGGCAUUACGAGAUAUGGUGUGGUUACAGGCUGCAACAACUGCAAAUGGUCAAACAACUCUCUUGUGUGUGUCUUUUUUCACAAAGGCAACAAAUAAGUAAAUCCUCAACAUAUUGAAUGUACAAGAUGAACACCAAAAUUAUAUCAAUAUAAAUGUUCUGAUAUUGCUAUUAAAACGGAAAAAAUUGGCAUUAAAUGAAAAAUGUCAAUAUGUCGUAUAGGCUAUGUAAGAUCAAUUCAUUUUUAUCAUGGGCAAUAAAAAUUGCAUGGGCAAUACAAUUGCAUGAAGAUUUACUUUCAGUAUUGAUGAUUUUGAUUUCUUUUUACCAGGGUUUUUUGCUAAAGUCUGAGUUUGAUUUACAAAAACAAUUUUUUUAUUGAUUUUUUUCAGUAAGUUAAUAGUUUUCUAUGUUAACUGUUUAGAUAUGAAGGUAAUUGUAGCAGGGAGCUGAAUUCCUUUUUGUAUAAAAAAAAUUGAUUUUUUUCAGGUGUGUUUUUUAAGAUUCAAUAUUUUGAUGUUGCCUUUGCUUACAUGUUUCUUGUUCUAUGAACAUGUGUUUACUUUCAGGAUUUAACAAGCUUGUUUUCUAGUUUGUGUGUACUUAAAAAAAAAAUGUGUUGUCCAUGUAUAUAGACAGUGUACAUAUUUUUACAUUUUGUUCAUGUUAUUCGGGUGCUUAGUGCCUGCUUUGAGAUAACCAGUCUCCACAGUGUAAUAUAGCUUGAACCUUGUAAUGGCUUUUAUGUGAGAUAUAUAGCUUUAUGUGUUAUAAUUGGUCACCUGUCAUUAUGUUCUAGACUAUAGUAAAGACCUAUAGAAUACAUGUAUUUUAUAGGUCUUUGACUAUAGCUUGAAUUGUAUUCACUAUGCAGUUACAACUUAGUUAAACUAAUUUCAGUUUUUGACUGUUAAUUUGUUAAUUCUUUAGAAUAUAAUGCCAGAUGGCCCAUUUUGAAAUAUUGAAAAUUGAUUGAUAUGCUGUAAAUAGUUGUGAAUGUGAUUCAUUAGAUUCUAGUACACAAGUAUGGCUAGGGGAUAGACUUACUAAUAAGUAAAUGUUAAAACUAGAACAUCAUGCUUGAAAGCUUUAAUUUCUUCAAAAAAAUUAAUGUUCAUAUAUUGUUGCAAAUGUGGACUAUGUGUGUUAUUUUUGGACAUUUUUAAUUGUAUGGCCAAGUUGAUUAUUAAUUUGUUAGUAAUCCCCAGGCCUGCUUGGUGUGUAGCUUGAUUUGCCAGCAGUAUUUAGUACAAAUAUCUUUCCCAUAUUAAGCAUUCCAGCUUUGUGUUUUGCAUUUUCUAGCAUGGGUUUGCACUAUCUAAGUGUCAAACUUUUGUCUGACGCCUUCUUCUUGUAUUUGUCGUGUUUUCAUAUCUUGUGUGAUGAACUGUUUUUAUUAUUUAUCUAGCCAUUUUUUGUAUGUGAUUUUUUAGUCAAGAACUAAUAAGUGAUAAUUACUUAGGGGAAAAAAACAAAUUGGAUGAUGCUUCAAUUAUAUUAUGUUAUGUUUGAAUGUAUAUUCACACCCAUAAACAAAAUAUUCCUCUCAUAUAUGUCACACUACAUACACCUAUUACUCUGAAAUUCAUUUGUAUAUUGGUUAUAACAGCAUUCAUCAUGUAUUAAGUAAUGAUUAACCAUGUAGCAUAGUGUAUGCUUUGCAAAAUAACACUUGCUGACUGUAUUAUAUUGGAAUAUCUGUGUGUUGUGAAACAAUAACAUGUAUCAUUAUAUGUUUUUGUUAAAAAAAAUCAUCAUUAUACAUAAAACAAAAGUAUAGUAUCGUAAGUGUUGAAUGGACCUUCACAAUAAAGAACAAUUUAUUUAAUGAAAUUUUCAACAUGUAAAAUGAAAAUGAAAUUUUACCUUGAUGACUAGCAUUACAAAAUUAAUUUCAAUGUUCUAUAAGUUACUGUUAAGCGCAUUGUUACUCAUUUAUAUGUUUGUAUUAUAUUUCCAUACAUGUUUACGAGCUAUGAUACACAUAAAAUGUCCAA